Botrytis fragariae is the source of this 1467-nucleotide messenger RNA. RefSeq lists its product as uncharacterized. The record is from RefSeq and is a predicted model, not a curated record. Lineage: Eukaryota; Fungi; Ascomycota; Leotiomycetes; Helotiales; Sclerotiniaceae. The transcript is spliced from 5 exons. The coding region runs from base 1 to 1467 and encodes 488 amino acids.
AUGGACCAAAUUACGUUGGGAGGGCAGGUUAAAAGAUAUCUCGGUCUAGGAAAUAUCCCAUGGAACAGAGCAGGCAAAUUCUUCAUGCAUUUUACAAAAGCUACGAGGUUCUGCGGACUGGGAUUUCUUGUUUUGAUGGAGUUGUUGAAUGUCACUUAUAAUGCGAGCUGUACAGACGGAAAGGUAUCGGUGCAAUCAGCUCCCACAUCAAGACCAAGAAAGGAGAUUGAGAUCAGGCAUGAUCAUGACGAGUCGGCGGAAGUCUCAUCACUUAAACGGAAAGCAGGGCAUAAAAUCAUGGAAGUCACUGUAAUCACAUCGAUUCCCUCGACAUCCACGCAAACUUCGACCAGCUCAUUGAUAACAGCGCCACCUUCAUUGUUCAACCGAAUUGCCCUUGCAGAACCCCAGGCCGGGUUCGACUGCAAUUCUCAGAUCGAUCAGUUCAAAUCACAAGCUUCGCAGCAGAAUUCUCAACAGCUAUCCCAAGCAACACAACAGUUUUCGCAACAGGUUUCGCAAAUAUCACAGAAAGCUUCACAAUCUGUUAGCCAAGCUCUCGCUGCCCAAACCUCUGCUCAGAUUGCCCAGUCUUCAGCACAGGCGGCUCAUUCCUCGGCCCAAGCUGCUGCCGACGUAGCCAAUUCUUCUUUAUCUUCAAUUAAAAUGUCGGCAUCAUUAGCAGUGGCUGCGGCAUCAGCAAGCGCUUCUAGUGCCGCUAUGAGCGCUUCUGCAUUCAUUUCUUCGGCUCUUUUAUCGGCCAGCUCUUCUGUAUCCAGGGCAAUUUCUUCAGCGGAUGCUUCUGCUAGUGAUGCCAGGGCUACUGCCACAUUUGCGAUUGCACAAGCCCAAGCUACAAUCUCAUUAACUAAUUCACAAGCUUCGGCAUCAGUACGAUCAUCACAAGUCCAAGCCAUCACAGCAACACAAGCUGCAAUCGCAAUUGUGGGCUCCAUAAUCGGCUCCUCACUUUUAUCCAUCCUCUUGUAUUUCCUCCUAUCCAGAUAUAGAAAACGUAAACAGAACGAAAUAGAAAACAACGAUUUUCCUUUUAAGAAUUACAAAGAACCAUCGAGUCUUCCAAUCUCAGAACGGAAGCCUAUAAGAAUAUCAUACAUAAUACCGACUCCUCCUCCUGAUGCCCAAUUCCCGGAAGGAGGUCCUUUCAGUCGGGAUAAAUUCUGGUCAAUGCAAAUAUCGAAACCGUUGAAGAAUGCGGAUGAGAGGUCAAUGGAUGUUCCGUUGGCUUUUGCAGGUGAGCCAGAACAAUCAGUUUCGGAAUCGACUCCGAGACCCAGUCUCGGGGGUGCGAAGAGGGCAUUGGUUUAUGAUGCGGAUUUUCCGGAUCAACCACCGAAGUUUGACGAUGGAGAAGAACUGGGUGAUUUCGGGGAUGGGGAGAAGAAAGGAAGGUUGAUAGGGCUGGGUGGAGGGGGCAAGAAGGCUUCGAUUGGGAAGGCUAUUUGA